This is a messenger RNA of Colletotrichum higginsianum IMI 349063, 423 nucleotides long. RefSeq lists its product as uncharacterized. The record is from RefSeq and is a predicted model, not a curated record. Bases 1 to 423 code for a protein of 140 amino acids. The transcript has a single exon. Lineage: Eukaryota; Fungi; Ascomycota; Sordariomycetes; Glomerellales; Glomerellaceae.
AUGUCAGCUUCUUGGCUCGGUUCAAGCUUGUCCCGGACCUUGAGGUGGGGGCGGUUGAAUCGCACCGAAAACGAAGUACUGAUAGACGACAGAGAGAAGCAGUAUCACGAGGGAAAGCCGCGGCACAGUCCGGACGAGGAAAGGCGAGGUCCCAACCGAGGCAGCCAGCCUCUGGAUGCGGAGCAUGGGCGACUAGAGCCUAGUACACGAGAGAUUUGGGAGAAGGACGCGACGCGCGAAACCAAUGCUCCGACUGGUAGUGGUGGUGGUGAUGAUGGUGGUAUUGGUGAUGGCGGCAGCAGCGGCAGUAGGCGGGAAACAGCAUUCUCCUCCGUCCAGUGUGGUAACCCCGUCAAGGGCCGAUCGAGGGUGAGCUCUCGAGGGUCUUGUGUUCUCGAAGGUCGGGCAGCGAGAAAGUCGUGA